AGCUGGGCAUAGUGUGCGAAAAGUGUUUGAAUGCAGCUGCUGUGACAUCCGAAUUCCCAUGAGCUGAAGCAUAAAUGCAGCUUGUGGUUGUCAAACAAGCCUGUCAUGUGGACAGCGGAUGGCUUAGCAGUUCAUAGUCCUUCCUGCGCCAAUCUGUUGCUUUGCGUGCUGAGUGUAGAGAAUACAUGGACAGUGUGAAGAGCGUAAUGCCCAGACAACCCAGACUCUGUCACGACAUGGCCACGGUCCUUUUGGCCGCAGUGAGAAACAAGCAGACAUCACUUUCCACCCGAACAAUGCCCAGGUAUUCGGAAACUGCCGAUCCACGUCUGUGCAUUCAUGGCUGCAUGUCCCUGAGCCAUUUUUUGCAAGGGUUGUCAAGGGAUGCGGCAACCCAAACCCUGUUUCGCUCCUCAUUCUCCUCAUCAUCGUUUUUACUGCUGAAAAUGAGUACUCCUAAUAGUGAGUUCGAUACCAUUAUGUCCUAGAUGAUCCUGAUACACCGGUUCAGAAACAGAAAUGCACUGCUCUAGUAGGCGAUACUACAGCGGAGCUCGAUAGGU
Molecule: messenger RNA, 563 nt
Organism: Linderina pennispora
Lineage: Eukaryota; Fungi; Kickxellomycota; Kickxellomycetes; Kickxellales; Kickxellaceae
Exons: 3
Coding region: 186-488 (100 amino acids)
Source: RefSeq, a predicted model, not a curated record